Messenger RNA from Haliotis rufescens (red abalone), 14569 nucleotides. RefSeq names its product potassium voltage-gated channel protein Shaker-like. The transcript has 3 exons. The record is from RefSeq and is a predicted model, not a curated record. Gene Ontology annotation, molecular function: delayed rectifier potassium channel activity; protein binding. The coding region runs from base 1159 to 2646 and encodes 495 amino acids. Gene Ontology annotation, cellular component: voltage-gated potassium channel complex; membrane. Gene Ontology annotation, biological process: protein homooligomerization; potassium ion transmembrane transport. Lineage: Eukaryota; Metazoa; Mollusca; Gastropoda; Lepetellida; Haliotidae.
CCAUUUAUCUGUGACGUGAAAUCAUUUUCAUCUCUGUCAUGCAAAUGUCCUGUUUUGGACUUAAACUACUCUUACAGAGGCAAUGUCAAGCAAAUUAACAACAUACUCUGGAUUUAAGGUUUUUUAUCAUGUUUAUAGCCAAUGUCUUGUGAAUGAACAACCAAUUCUAUUUAUAAUUGCUAUUACAGAAUUAAUACCCUAACAUUAAGACAAAAUGACGAAAAAGCAAAAUUAACCCGCUGACAAAUAAACCUGACAUACACCACAAACAUGUUGUCACCAAUAAAAGAAUAUUAAUUAUUAUCUGAAACAGACUAUACUACAUUAUUCUUGACUGUUCAAUCUUUUAUGUUCUCCCUCAAAGCCCUACAUCAACUAACAAUUAAUGCACUAAAUAACGACACAGCAAUAUGCUGCUAUGAAAGUGGGCACAUCCAUUUAUGAUCUAUCUGCUAAAGCUCUGGCAUAAAUGCGAUCAAUUGACCCACAAUGCCUGAACAGCAAUACAUUAUGAACGAAUUUGUGUACAUAUGUUAAUGGCAGCCACUGAUACAGCAACCUACAGCAUCCUACAGCAGAUUAUGAAUCUGUUCAAUGUUUGACUUUUCCACGUUCCAACAAUGGGACGAUACGUCACCAAUCUAGGAACUAUGGUACGUGUGACACGCUUAUUAAGCACUUAGCAGAGUAAAUUGCAGUAGCUGAUCAUGUGAUGAUUCAAUGUAAAGUGUAUCCCUACGAGGUUGCUUCAGUCCUCAGUCGAGAGAUCAAUUUUUGCAACACUACGUAUUCUUUCGAUGGCUGGGUUCAAUUGAAUUAUGCGCGCCUUGUGGGGAAGUGUGUGUGAAUUAUUUAUACAUUUCGUGUGGAGACUAUACACUAUCUAGUCAAGAGACUGCUGCACCAACCACUGUGCUCUUAGCCAUGUUGGUGGUGCUUUCAACAUACACAUCUAGUAAUGACAGAAUCUUUGAGUAGACAAGAUGUGCCAAAAACUCAUGUGGAAUUCGUUGGAAAAGUCAUCUGUUGACAAAUUCAAAAGACCGAAGGCUGCUGGGCGCAUUAGCAACAGCCAUCCAAUCGAUAAUUUCAAGCUGUAGCUAUAACUAGCCGCAGUGUCACGGCGUUUGUGCCCCGCUGAAUACUGACUAGCUUACAAUGGCGACAUUAGUGUCCGCCAUUUUGGAAACGCUGUCUUUUCCCAAGCUGACUGACAACGACGAUGUCAAUGUGGAUGAUGGAAUGGGUACGGCAGGGAACGACUUCGAGUGUUGUGAGCGGGUCGUGAUAAACGUCAGUGGCCUACGUUUUGAGACACAACUGAAGACACUUAACCAAUUCCCUGAUACAUUGCUGGGAAAUCCACAGAAACGGAAUCGGUAUUAUGAUCCUCUUCGAAAUGAAUACUUCUUUGACCGAAAUAGGCCAAGUUUUGAUGCAAUACUUUAUUUUUACCAAAGUGGUGGAAGGUUACGGAGACCUGUCAAUGUCCCACUGGAUGUGUUUUCAGAGGAAAUUAAGUUUUAUGAGCUUGGGGAAGAUGCAUUUGAAAAGUAUCGAGAAGAUGAAGGAUAUAUUAAGGAAGAGGAAAAGCCAUUGCCUCAGAAUGAGUUCCAGAGACGUGUGUGGCUAUUAUUUGAAUACCCGGAAAGCUCAACAGCGGCAAGAAUUAUAGCCAUAUUCUCAGUUCUGAUUAUCCUGCUUUCCAUUGUGAUAUUUUGCCUGGAGACUUUACCAGAAUUCAAACACUACAGGGUUGUCAAUGCCACCAAAAAUGAGUCCCAAUCGUCAACCACACAACCCUCAAUUGAAGAAGAUGAUCUUCCAAAGUUCAAUGAACCAUUUUUCAUAAUCGAAACAUGUUGCAUAAUAUGGUUUACAUUUGAAUUGCUUAUUAGGUUUGCCUCCUGCCCUGAAAAGCUGGGAUUCUUCAAGAAUAUAAUGAAUUGCAUUGACAUUGUGGCCAUCAUUCCAUACUUCAUAACCCUUGGAACUGUGAUUGCUGAUGAAAGUAAAAGCAACAGUCAGGCUAUGUCUCUGGCUAUUUUGAGAGUGAUCAGACUUGUGAGAGUUUUUCGUAUUUUCAAAUUAUCUCGACACUCCAAAGGGUUGCAGAUUUUGGGCCAGACCCUGAAAGCCAGUAUGAGAGAGCUGGGCCUACUGAUCUUCUUCUUGUUUAUAGGCGUUAUCUUGUUUUCCAGUGCUGUGUAUUUUGCAGAGGCAGAUGCAGAACUUUCUCAUUUCAAAAGUAUUCCGGAUGCAUUUUGGUGGGCUGUGGUCACCAUGACAACAGUGGGUUAUGGAGACAUGCGUCCUAUUGGAGUGUGGGGGAAACUGGUAGGGUCGCUGUGUGCAAUUGCAGGUGUUCUAACUAUUGCUCUACCUGUGCCAGUUAUAGUGUCAAAUUUCAAUUAUUUCUACCAUAGAGAGACCGAAAGUGAUGACAAACACAACUAUACGCAUGUGCAGUCAUGUCCAAAUUUCCCAAGGAAAAAGAGUUCUUUGGAUUCUGAAUGUGGCUCUGAUAUCAUGGAAAUGGAAGAAGGGAAUAGUCUGAUGGUUACGGACAAACUGAAAGAAAAUCAUGCAAACAAAGUAAACAAUCCUUCUAGCAUCAACAAUUUAAGUAUUGAGACCGAUGUUUGAUGUAUGGCACAUGUGUUUCGUUGAUGGUGUGUUUGAAUUGUGCUACAGUAUCCCAGCAAGUAUGUCAAAGAGUCAGGUUUUUAUCUUGCCAUUUUCCAUUGUUGAAAGACAAGAAGCACAGGUCCUACCCAACAUGAACCUGGUCAUGCUUUCUACAGCAAACCCAAGGACUAGGUUAUCUAGUCUUGGCUACUGACACCAGUUAGGAUGAGAUGUAAGCCUGAUCCAAAGAUUGUCUUUGAUUCUGGAGAACAUGAUAUUACCAAGUUUUUAUGUGAUAAUUGUUAUAUAUCCUCUACUGACAAGCAUUUCCUGCAUAGUUUCAAUGAGAUAUUUCAUUAUGGUGUUAACAUUAAGCGUUAAUACCUAGUGCUGAUGACCAUGAGAUGCCCUCCUUCCUUUAAGCUGUGUUUCAUGUUGAGCCAAACCACUUGUGCAAAUUAUCUUACAACAUUGAAUCUGCUUAUCAUUCAAAAUUAGGUGUGUGGAUUCCAGUAUGUAUCGAUGCGGCUAACAAUCAGACAAGUAGAAGAGACAGUAUUUCUUCAUCAACAAGUGUAACAGAUAUAUCUACCAGCUCAUUGCUUUCAUCUAUGCAUUCUAAAGAAAUGGAAAAGUUUAGCUGUCGAGUUGCGAGGAGCACCUCCUUUUCUGUAGUAGCCUGAGUGACUAGCCGUGACUGACGCACAUGCGGAUACCAAGGUAAUGAUGGAGGCAACAUUCCCUGACGACGAUGUCCCCAGCUCCAAGUAGUGUCCCUCUUCCAGCUGUGUCUCUGCCAACUGCUCCGACCAACCAUGAGAUGGCUACACUUCAUCAUGUUCACACCUUAUGACCAGGAAGGUUACCUUCUCAGGGAACUUGUGGAUCACAGUUCAGUAUUAUGGACAAGAUGACCAAAGAUUGGCAAGGAACAUCUCCAGGCACCCAUUCCUCAACCAAUCACAUGGCUAGACCAUCAGCAACACCAGUCAGAAGGCCAGCCAGUCAGCAACAACCAAGUGGGAGGCAAGCCAGUCAGCAACAACCAAUCAGAAGGCCUAUCAGUCAACAACAACCAAUCACAGUUCAGGCAUCAGCUCAACAUCCAACCAGUGGGCAGUUCUCAAAGUUAUGUGUUAAGAUGGAUAAUAAUAACCAGUAAGACGACUUAUAACAGCCACAAAGGGGUUGCUGUGUACCAGUUAUCAACCAAAGGAGGGUUUCCUGUGUCCCUAUUAACCAAUCAAAGGGGUUGCAGUGUCCCUGUUAUCCAAUCAGAGGAGAUCUAUGUCCCAACAACCAAUCAGUGGGUUUCUGUGUCCCAACCAACCAAUCAGUGGGUUUCUGUGUCCCAAUCAACCAAUCAGUGGGUUUCUGUGUCCCUGUCAACCAACCAGAGGGCUCCUCCCUCUGUAUACAGAGGGUCGACUGCUAAACAAUGAACAGUCAGAUUUUAUGCAAUUUUCUCAUUUUCUUUGACCAAGUCUCAGGGGGACAAGCUAUAUGCACAGGAUAUUAUGAUCCAAGGCCUGAAAUGUUUUCAAGCCUUGGUUCCGCACUGGAAAUUUUCACUGUUAUACAGUUGUGGGGUGAAAAUGUCUCUUCCAAUUGGAAUGGUUAUGUGUGAAACAGGGCAGGAUAUAUAUAUCUGAAUAACACCUAUGGAGUAGUGUGUGUUACGUAUAUACCCAAGGAGUGUGGAUAUGGUUCCGUAUACAAUGGGGCUAUUUGCCUGCCCGUGGUGUGUGAUGUGAAAACGGUCCUGCAUUUAUACCAUACCAUUCCCUGCAAUCACCCGGAUUGAAGCAUAGCCAGUGGACAGACACAAGUACCUCUGGCUGAACAGAAAGACAAGCGGAAAGAUUGACAGCGUGAUCCUGGUGGUAAUGUGAUAAUAUACCUGUGUGAACUUCCAGUCUGGGUUAUUCCCCAGUCUAGCUCUCCACUGUUUCAUACAGGUGUCAUGGCAACGUUUAUUUCUAGGUUAUAUAUCUUAAGGUUGGACACUAACGUGAGCCAAAUUGUUCUGUAGCUCAAUUCCCUUCAUUGUUGGCCAAUUGAGACUCUUGGUUUUGCUCUUUCCGAUUCAUGUGUAUGUGUAUACUGUGAAAACCGUUGUUAUUGUUUUACAUAUUUUUACAUAUUAACAGUUUAAUUACAGUUUAUGAACCUCUUGAUAAGUGCAGACACAUAGACUAGUGAGUUUAUUUCUUGACGGUGGUAAUGUGUGUUACAUUGAAUCAUUGGUCAGGAAUAUAGUAUGUAGCGGAGCUAGUGGAUGCAUCAUCAUGUGUCCAACGUCCUCUGCCUCCCUAGGCACGACUCUAUGCAUUGUUAUCUCACUCCUUCAGAUCUCCUAGCUAUACAUAUGUACAUCAUGUAGACAAUGUUGUCUGACAUCAGAUACUGUGCAGGGUCGAAUUAGAGCCAUCUACUCUAUGAUAUUUCUACAAGAAUGCAUGCUAUACCUAGAACAGUCAUAGCCAGUGGUGAGAGCUAUCUGGCAGGUAGUAGUAUGCAGCGAUGCCAGUCAGGGGGGAUAACUUCAGUCACCGCAUGCGACACUCUUCACCUCACCAAGCUGUGUAUAUUGUCUUGUAUUCAGCAGCUUGCGUUCCUAUCACGCGUGUAUACAUAUGAAUUUGGUGAUAGUGUCACCUCAUUUCCUACCAGAUCUGUACAUAUUUCUCCAAUUUCAACAUUCCAGCGUACUUAUUUUCUAGCUGUAUGUAGAGAGCCUGCAAUGUGUCAUACAAAAGAAUAAUUUGGCACAUUUCCAAAAUGGCUUUUGCUUAAAAAUCUGUCGCCAUUGGUAAUCGUACCAGGAAACAUCUAGUUAAUGUAAACCAAUUUGAUUAAGAAAUCCUGAAAGGAAGAAAUUGUGCGCGACUGCAACCCUCUCAGAAAUUCAGAGCACAGUUUGACCUGAUUAAACUCUCUUCAUGUCUUUUCCCUCAUCCUUCAACCUCCCAGCAGAGGUAACUGUUCUACUUUCUUCGGUCAACAUGAAUGUGCAUGUUAGUGACAUUAGCUAAUUUAUGCAGUUUUCUUGCCCUCUUCCACCUGCACAAGACAGAGUUAUCCCCCUUGGCUGAUGUCUGUAGGUGGUGCUGUGUUCAGUGUUUCACAAGUCUUUAAGAUGCUUGUGUAGACAGAAGUUUCUGUAGCCAGUACAACAUAGCUGAUCAGGAAAACGUUCCGAUGUAGCCAGUCUGGAACAAGUUCUGGUGAUGCGACCGUCUAACAGGGCCUGUAAGACCUGUCAUCGUCCGCCUCCAUGGGGUUAUGCUUCAUCACAUUGUGGUUGCACUAAAGACCUGUGUGCUCAGCUCGCCGGCAACAAGUAGAAUGUCACAUGACCUUGUGUUCAUGAUGGGCCAGUAGUACCUAUAUUGGCCUCGGCGCUAUCUCUCUGUUGGCGCUGUAAUAGUUCAGGGACACUUCGAGGGAUUCCAAGCCACAAGAACUGGAUGACGCGUACAUUGUUUUAGAAGUUAUUUUCAUCCUAAAGAUAUGAUAAAUCUUAACAUCUUUAAGAGUAUAAACAUGCAAAUCAGGUUAAUGUGGGGAGGACACAGGUUGCACUGAAAGAUUGAACAUAGGGUUUAUUGCUAAUGAUCAAUACAGAUCAAAAUCACAAUGAUGCCUUUCAGCUUUCAUAGUUAAGGUCAGUUAACCAGGUCAGUUUUGUAAUGUAGCAUCCACCUGUUGCCAACCAUUUUAAGAUACAGGUGACAAACUUUGGAAGGGGUCAAUGGUGAAUUACAAAUUCGAUAUUUUUAUCAGGUUAAUAAUAAUGUUAUUAAUUUCCUAUUGAUUAAAAGGCUACAUGCUUUAUUAUCAUCAAACCCACACUUUAAAAAUGGAAAAAAAUAUGCCACCAAUAAUAUGUUGUGUUAGCAAUAUUUACGCCUGGAUCAUCUGUAAUGUAAGAAAAUACGUUUUUCUGAUCUCACAAUAAUUAUAUAUGAUCGUAGACACAUACAGGCUUAUAUGCAUCUGUAGAGAACAUGAUAGUUGGUUUUCACAAUGUGUCAGUACAUGUAUUUAUGAAUCGUAAAAAGAACCUACAAAAAUAUAAGAGAAAAUGUAAAAGAUAAUUUUCAUUCUAUUUCCAACACCGUUCCUUCUUCAGGUACAUCCAUCCAUUUUUGUUGUUUUGUGGAUCCCUCUUAUCCCUGUACCAAUCUCAUUAAGAUCAGAUCUUAAUGCUCGCUGCUGCUACAUCAAACAUCAGAGGCCAUCCCAUUACAGGUCAUGUCAGAACGACUUUUUGUAAAGUUUGACCGACCAAUGAAAUGACUAUGAGGAAGUCAACAUUAGCCAAUCAGAAAGCAGCUUUCUUAAGCUUUUUGGCAAUGGUUUCAAAAGGCGACCAUUCCAGACUACAUUUAUGAAAAUAUUUCGAAAAUAUUCUCUUUUCAAAAUUGAAAACCAAACAAAAGAAAAUUUUGGAAUGUCAAGUUGAUGACCGAGAUUCUAAGACAGUACUUCCAUUUCGAAUGUUUAUCCCAUUGAAGCAAGAGAUAGACGAUGUUUAGCAUUCAGAAUUAGUCAUACAGCCGGUAACUGUUGUUUGGAAAGCCCUGUGUUAACCUUUUCAAGGCUGCUUGUUUAGAAAACACUUUCAGACUUCCACUUUCGCUAUCUCGUAAGCUACGCAUGGAUUGGUCGGAUGAAAGUUCAUUCUGACGUGACCUGUAAUGGGAUGUCCUCGGAUGCUUGUGUAGCAGUAGGGAGCACUAGGAUCAGAUUUGAAUGAGGUUGUCCCUAUACUGGACUAUUCAGGCGACAGAUGAGGAUUUAGCUCUGUCAGAGGUUGUUUGUGUAUCUUAUUUUUCCACUGUUUACAAGGACUGAGUGAUGAAUUGUUACGUUGAGACUCACUUAGCAUUGCUUGAAGAAUGACGGUGUAAUAUCUUCAUGUUCCCAUGUAGUAUGUAUGUACAAGUUAAGUUUCCACAAAUUUAUCUGGAGAUAUAGUAGCAGAUGUUCUCUGCAUGAUGUGACUGUUAAUAGAUGAAAGGGAGAUUUCACUUAGGCUUGUUUCAUUUCACAUAGAAAAUGCUCAGAGAAUACUCUUUAGGGACCUUUGAAAUUUUUAUAUCAGAGUGUUGAUUUAACUGAGAUAAGAUUUCCUUUUGUCUAUUCGAAUAUUAUCAAAUAUAUUUUAAUUUAUUCCUUUAUCUUAUUUCUGACCAUAAUGCAUCAAACUUUUAAAUUGAUUUAAGAGUUUAGAUUUAGUUUUGUUGGAUUUCCUGUCAAGUCAAACAUUGUCUUAAUUAAUUAUUAUUUCUUCCUUUAUCUUAUUUAAUAUUUCUGACCAUAAUGCAUCAAACAUUUAAAUAUUGAUUUAAGAGUUCAGAUUUACCUGUGUUAGAUUUCUUGAUAUCAAGUCAAGCAUUGUCUGAAGUAACUGUAGUUUCUUUUUUACCCUAAGUCUUAAUUCUGGCCAGAGUGCGUCAGUUUCAGUACGUUGUCCGCAUUCUUGUUGUUUCGGAAUGAAUUUGGAAUAGAAUGACAGGACUCAGUUAGGAAGUAUUGUUUAUGAAGACAAUGUCUCUGAGCAUUUUUGUUAUUUCUUUUCUAAUAGAUGCACAGUGUGCCUCUGCUCCUUCUCCGACACUUCCUGUGUUAGGGCAAUGUUUUGUCCAUAUUUUGCAGAGCCUUUACUUUUCAAGAUAUAUUGUUAAUUAUCCUUACGCAUUCAAAGUUGGGGCUUUUUAGAAGUUCUCAGUCAUUUCUGAACAAAAACACCACAUGGACUUAGCUUGUACAGAAGUCAGGCCACUGGUUAUUUGUGGCACGUCAUGAAAUAGGAACCUGUUUCUGUUCCUAAAUGAUUAGAGAGUUUUUGAGAUGACCGCUAUUCUGCCUUGAGUCUGAGAUGUGUGAUACGUGCCUAUAUUCUGCUACUUAUGUAGGAGACAUUUUGUGUUCUUUGUACGAGCAUCAGUCACAGUCUCGAAUUGAACAACCUCUCGUUUUGGGAGUUCUCUUCCCCUGUGUUCAUGUAGAUUGGUAUCCUGGGUAACGAAACUAGGAAUAUGCCAGUGGUGUCCACCAAUUUGUAAUUGCAUUCCUGUAAAUAGUGAACAGAGAUGAUUAAACCAUGAAAAUAUCAACUCAAAGAACAUGACUGCCUUGUCGUGGGAAUAGAAAACAGUUUGUCGUCGUUAAGCCUGAUAGUCUCUAUUGUUCCUCUAUGAAUAUUAGUUACUUCUUUACCCAUAUGUAGUAAUAUAUUUGGAUAAACAAGUAAACAAAUGCUAACGAAUGUAACAAUACCAAUCUUCCAUGUGAAGGUGAUGUCGUGGUUUACAUGUUAAUAAGGUUCCCUUGAACUAGACACAAGACAAGAGGUUGUUCAACAUUGGAGGUAAUAGUGAUAGAACUCUCUGAUAUACAUAGUCUAUCAAGUGACACUUUGUAGGGGUUUUCUAUUUUUUUAGUGUGUUGAUCAAUGUUUCUGUCCUAAAGUUGUUAUCAGCCAAUACUAGUACAGGAAAAUGGUGGCACCAGAAAACAAUAGUGCCAUAACUCAGGUCUGUUUCUCUCAACAUAUAGCAAUCUUACACCAUCCCAGUUUAGCCUAGUGGAGGAGGUGUCCAUGCAUGGAGGACCAGGUUUGAUUGCUCCAAAUAUCUCAUUUGUUCCAAGUAAUAAGGUAUUAUCGUUAUAAAAAUAUUAUUAAAGCCCUCACCGUUUGAUUCUGUAUGAAAUGUUCAAUGAGAGUUUAAAUGUAAUUGGAUCGAAAUAAUUGUACAAGUUUGUAAUUAAAUGUUUCAGAUUUUAUGAUUGAAACAUUAUUCUGAUAUUAUUUCUUGUUAAGAUUAGUUAUAUGUUUUUCCCCAAAUAGUUUCCUUAAAGUAAUUUCUUGUUAGACUGGCAUGGUCUCAAAACUUAUGUUUUGGAAGGAAAGGCUACUGUUGUUUUGAAACAGACUUGAUUGUUUUUUCUGUACUUGUAUUGCAAUACCCUCAGUGGGAAAGUUGUUAAAUUUGUUCCGAAACUAAUUUGGGUUGUUUAUUGAGAUAUAUAAUAUGUAUAUUAUGUUUUAUCUUCCUCCCAUGAGAUACGAGUGUAUUCCACUCUCCCCAUCUACCAGUCUGUGAUGACUCCCUGCUCCCCCAGGAUAUGAGUGAACUAGUCCAGAGAUACAACUUCUCUUCCCUGUAGUAAAGUGGCCUAGUCCCACUUUGAUGUCUUGUUAAGCCACACUUUACAGACUGUUAAUGAGUUAUUGAUUUCCGCAGCUAUGACAAUAUACUGACAAAUGUUUCGAUCAUGUUAGUAAACAUUCAUAGCAGUAGAAUAAGUUAAGCAAGGCACUUGCCAGGAAUAAAUUUGUGCUAGCACUACAAAGUAUUAAUUAAACAUUAUUGUAUGUAUAUAUUAAUAUAAUGAAUCCUUAUAUCCUAUUAUGAAGUAACAAAAUUACUUUACUUAUCAACAAGAUUGUUGACCUUGUUCACGGUUAGUUUGAGUUAGAAACCUGUAUCUUGUCCCCCGUGUGCGAUGACACUUUCCACAACACUGUUUGAGAAUGAUUUAUUACUUAUUUCCAUAUAUCAUUUUCUUGGAUUUGAUCUUUUCAAUGUGCCAUACAAAAUGGACAUGUCUGACAAAAUAAUGUGGUAUGUAUGUUAUUGAAGAUGGAUGAUAUAUGUUUUGUAAAUAUCACGAUACGUAAACCUCGAUAGGUUGAGAAUGUUGAAAUUUUAAGGUUGUGUUCUUUUCUGACAAGUUCAGCAUAUGAAAGAAUUAAUACGGGAAACAUACAGUUCAUAAUAUAUACUCAAAAGAAGUUACAGAACUACUGAUUGUUUUCAUGAGAGAUUAACUAUAGUAAUAUGGAAAAAUCAGGUGUUCUUUAACUUCUUUUGAGUGGUAUACACUUUCAACAUGUGCCAAAAAUUUGCCUGCUGGUCUGAGCUUGUCUUCAUCAUCAGCAAUCUGUGGAUUUUAUUCCUAACAUAAGGGUUGUGGUGAGAGAUGCUUACUGAACCUCAAGAACGUUUACUCCGGUUUUAUGAGGAUGUACAGACACAACAUGAUUCACAAUAUGGAAUAUCUUUUAAUGUUACCUAAAAUACCUUGAAAUGAGCUGCCUGUGGAAACAUUAAAUAAUGAUAUGGCAUUGCUGUGGAAGUAUUAUUACUAACCUUUAACAAUAAAAUGGCAUUGCUGUGGAAACGUUAAUAUUGAAAUGGCUUUACUGUGGAAACACAUACCGAAAUGGUUUUGCUAUCAAAUAUUGUAAAAGCUUAGUAAUAUAUUAUAUUAGGGAUAUCUUAUAUAACAAUAAGGCGCUACCGUGGGAUCCGUAAGGUUAGAUAAUGAAAUAGCUUUUCUUUAAAUUCCCCAGAAAUGUGGCAUUUUGUUAUUAAAAAGUUAAACACUGAAAAGAUCAAAUCCUUAUCUUGAUAUUCACUCAGAACUUUGCUCAGAAUUGACAAAUAUUCAGUGUCAGUAGAAUCUGUAAUGGCAUUAUGCUUUGCAAAUCUCAUGUUAUUUGCCAUGUAAAUAUGAUAUUAUUCUUUACUUUUACAGUUUGUUUUGUUACCAUGGCAAACAUUGCACAAUUUGUAUCAAGAUGUAUUUCAAAACUAAUCAAGAUUUUGUUAUGCUCAAUUUUGGAGAUGAAUUUAUCACCUAGCCAUUGUCUUACAGCCUACAGAAAAAUCCUACCAACAGUAUCAUGAACUUAAACGUGAAGAAAAAAAGUUCCAUGCAGAUUCCAUUGAAUUUUACAUGAAUUGGUCAUAGUUUUUUUAUCAAUGGAAAAUGCAUUGUUGAUUUUCAAUAAGAUUCAGAUAUGUUGAGUCUGUUCCAAAAAAGCUUCACAAUUUUAAUGCUUUGCCGCUUUUGCGAUUUGUGCAAUGUUUGGUUAUGAUUUCAGAACAUUAUCUUGUAAGAAUAAGUACAUCUGUAGAAAUGUGUGUAAAGUUGAUAUUUGCUACAAAAAGACACUCCUUUACGGCUGUGAUGAUGUAGGCAGCUUUUACCGUUGCCAUAGCAACCCCUCCACUCAACCAAUCAGUGUAAUUGAUGAUUAUUUUAGUAGCACCAUGUUUUAGCUCGAAUGUUUGACUAGUCACUAACAUCCAGAAUUCCUUAAUCUGUGAUAUGCCACUAACAAGAUAGAGAAGGACAAACUCUUUUUAGUUUGUGUUAGUGUUGGAACUCUGUCUCUGUUAUUAUGCACACUUUGCAGUGUAUUUCUUUGUGUGUAUGUCUCAUUGAUCAUGAUGAUGAUGAUGAUGAUGAUGCUUUCUAGUUAUCGCUCCUUGUAUCAAUUAAAUAUUAAGCUCAGCCAAAAUGUAUGAAUGUAGUACUUAAGAGUACACUAAAUACAUGAUUUUCAGACAUCUGAUAAAGAUGAUUGGUAUUGAUGCUAAACAGGCAUUGUAUGCUUUAUCUUCUAAAGAAAUUAUCAUACAAAUAGUCUGUUUCCAUUUCAAAAUCUUAGUUUCUAGAUUCAGAAUGUCUGUUCAAUGCAAACAAUGAGGGCCUUGUAAGUAUAAAUGAUUUAGACGGAUACAAGUAUGAUCUAUUUAUUUCUCAUAUUUCGCUUGCCUGGUUUGUGUCAAGGCAAGCUGCAUUAACUUGAGCUAUAUCAUUGUUUUUAUGGCAUAAGGCUAGCCAUAUCUUUUUUGUGAAGGGAUAAUGCUGGCUUUAUAAUUCUUAUCAAGGGAUUAAGGGCAACGGAAAUUUUAAAACCUCAGUGUGAGUGUGAUGGCAAGCAGUAAAUAUAUUGAUUAUUUUGGGUUGGCUUAUUCUCUAGACACAAGAAGUGAUAUUCCUUCCAGGCAAACCCAGCAAAGGGGUGCUGUCAUGACCUUUCUGUAGGUUACCUUGCAAUUAUAGCUCCAGAAACUAUACAGUAAUGGGGAAGGGCAGCUUCAUUAGUAUAGCCAUUUUAUUUCUGCAGACAGUGGUUAAGUUGACAGAAAGAAAGCUUUAGAUGGUAAGCGAGGAAUAUUUGUUGAGAACAUCAAAGAUGUAAGCGCGUGCGAGCUCUGAUUAUCGGAAAGUUAUGAAAUAGGGAAACUAAUGGAAUGUGCAUAUGUGAGUCAAUUAGGAGUCUGUACGUGCCUUCCAUGUGCAAGAGUCAUGAAUAAAGGGAGGUAACCCAGAGGAUUUACAGGUCUCCCUCUAGACUGUCAUUAGUCAGGGUUGCCAUGGCAACCCAGAGGCCUGAUUAGAAAGUGACCAGUUUGGCAGAAAGUUCUGCAGGAAAAUUGUUCUGCUGUUAUGGUGCAUCCAAAUGAGAUGGCACAGUCAUAAUUUUGUUUUCAUUUUGUAUGAGAUGGCAGUUCAGUACAACAAGAACAACACUGUUUAGGUUGCAAAAGUUCCAUCUCCUACACCAAUAAGUAAUGGCAGUCAGUAUCUGUAGGAUGCACCUUCCCCAGCUCCCUGUAAACCGUAUUGAUCCGGGUCAGAAUUGGUCUUCAGCAAACCAUGCCUGUCAUAAGUUUCAACUGAUAUGAUCGGGUAGUCAGACUCGCUUACUUGGUUCAUCCAUGUCAUUGUAUCCAAAUUUUGUAGAUCAAUGCUCAUGAUGCUAAUCACUGGAGUGUCUGGUCCAGCCGCGAUUAUUUACAAACCUACUAUUUUGAGUUGAGCUGUCUGGGUACUCCUGCAUACAUCUUGGCUGAGCUUUAAGCAAAUACUUACACAACACAUAUCAGAAAGAUUCCAUCCCAUGCUGAGAAAAGAUGGAGAAGAUAACCACGUCUUAAUGAGACUAUUUAUGAAUCUCGUUUGACUUUGACUAAUAUUACUUAUAUUUAUCCACAUUUUCACUGAAUAUUUAUAACUCUUUAUAAUGCAAACAAUCACAUGUUCAUGACCAUAGGAGUAUUACCAUUUUACUUGUAUACUGAUUUGUUGUGGAGUCUUUAUACUCCUGUUAUUCCCCAUAUUUUAGCUUGUAGCUCUUUUUCUGUUUCAUACCAUUUUUCUGGUUUGUUCCUAGUUUUAGACAUGUGAAUCUCCCAAAUUGUAAUGAGACUAGAUUUAAGCACUUAAGGUUUUAGUCCAUUGUUAUUGGUCAGUACAGGUGACUGUUAGCCAAUCAGGAUAGCCUUUAGUGCCAGUGGAGCUAGUUCUCAGUACUGAAGGUUUUAGUCUAAUGUUAUUGGUCAUCUUGGUCAUACAUCAACCAAUCAUGGCAUUGCUUAAGAAAUAUCUAAAAGCACCAAAAUUGUUUAAAGUUAUUCAACAUGAAAUUCUGACAUUAAACAUCAAGUUGUUGAGAUAUAUGUCAAAUUUUCCUCUUUUUAUAUCAAAUUAUGGAUUGACUAGAGCCAUGUUCUGAUUGGUUGGUUGUGACCCGGAGUGACAACUUGUUGUGUGGGACGUGUUCCAUCAGGUGUGGGUGUGGUUGGCACAGACACACACACAUCGCCAGGGUAACAGUGUAACCAGUUAUUAUGUGUGAAUAGGGUGCCAGAUUAUGAAAACUAGUGCAUUUAUAUUGCUGAUAUAUACCCUGACAAUGUGAUUCUGUAUCUGUUGCCAUCUGGGGCAUAUUGGCUCCCUGUUGUGUUCUGAUGAGUGAAUGAAUGAAGUUAUGUGAGAUUGUUAAAGUGAGUCUUGUACAUACCCAGGCGUUAUAGUUGAAUCUACCACUGAUGGCUGUGGCCAUGUUGGAUAGCUGUCAAACUCAUCAUAAGUACUGGCAGUUAGGUCAUGGCAACAUCCAGUUGUCCAAUGAAAUCCUUUCUUUGUGAGAUCUUCUGUACAUUUACUUGCCACGCAUAAUUUUCACCGGUUACCUCAUAGUGGAAUAGACCUAGAAAACCAAUUUUGAAGUUUUCUCGGAGGAAUGAAUGUCUUUUCUCUCUUACUCUAUACUUUACCUUCCUCCUGUGAGAGGUGUUUACGACUUAAUGUCAAUAAACCAUCGGCGGGAUUGAGCUCCCACACUCGC